Molecule: messenger RNA, 2241 nt
Organism: Styela clava
Lineage: Eukaryota; Metazoa; Chordata; Ascidiacea; Stolidobranchia; Styelidae
Product: phenylalanine--tRNA ligase alpha subunit-like
Biological process (GO): phenylalanyl-tRNA aminoacylation
Cellular component (GO): cytoplasm; cytosol; phenylalanine-tRNA ligase complex
Molecular function (GO): tRNA binding; ATP binding; phenylalanine-tRNA ligase activity
Source: RefSeq, a predicted model, not a curated record
GCCAUUGGUUUAAUGAAAUGUCUUUUUUUACUAGGAUAGUGCAUUACAACUUAUAGUAAUUAAUUUCAGCACGAUUCAGUAAAUAUGACUGAGAAAGAAGUUGAUCUGGCAACUGAGUUAUUGCAAUACUUGGAUUUGAAUGAACGUGUCAACUCAAUUUCGUACGCAAAAACAAAAAAUUUAGAACAUCAAAAAAUUGUCGGUUUAAUAAAAAGCUUACAAGUUCAUGAAGGCGUGAUAGACGCCUCACAGAAAACAGACAAAAAUUGGGUUCUCUCAACCGAGGGUAAAAAGCUCGAAUCAAGUGGAAGUUAUGAGUUUAAUAUUUUCAAAAGAGUUCCAGCAGAUGGUAUUGCGCAAUCUGAACUGGUGAAAGAUAAAAAUGAUAAAAUUGGCUUCAGCAAGGCGAUGUCUAAUAGAUGGAUCAAAGUGGACAAAUCGGGUGGCGCACCGAAGAUUUUUGUCGCUGAUGGUGUAAACCCAACUGAUAUUGUUAGAGAUAAUCUAUCAAGAAUAAAACAAGGAUCUCCCAUUCCUGACAAAGACAGGGCGGAGUUGAAAAAACGUAAAUUAGUGGAGGAAGUUACUAUAAAGAGUUUUGAUGUUACGAAAGGUGUAAAGUUCACAACGAAAAUUGAGAAGGCAGCAACGGAUCUCACUGCUCAAAUGAUACAAGAUGGCUCAUGGAAAACAACAACUUUUAAAGAUUACAACUACUCUGCGAUGGGUAUCAAACCUCCAGCAGGACACUUGCAUCCCCUUUUGAAAGUACGAUCUGUUUAUCGACAAAUAUUUCUUGAGAUGGGAUUCACAGAAAUGCCAACGAAUAAUUACGUAGAAAGCUCUUUCUGGAAUUUUGACGCCUUGUUUCAACCUCAGCAACAUCCAGCUAGAGACGCUCAUGACACUUUUUUCAUUUCCGACCCUGCGGAGUGUGACACUUUUCCAGCUGACUAUGCAGAAAAAGUUAAAAGAGUUCACUCAGAAGGUGGUUUCGGUUCGCAAGGGUAUUGUUACGACUGGAAGUACUCGGAAGCGAAGAAAAAUUUACUUCGUACUCACACUACAGCUGUGAGCGCCAGGAUGCUGUAUAAACUUGCUAAAGAAGGAUUUAAACCCAGUAAAUACUUCUCAAUAGAUAGAGUGUUUCGAAACGAAUCUUUGGAUGCAACUCAUCUCGCCGAGUUCCACCAAGUGGAAGGUGUAGUUGCAGAUUACAGCGUAACUCUUGGAGAUCUUAUGGGAGUGUUACAAGCGUUCUUUCAUAAACUUGGUAUUACAAAAUUACGUUUCAAGCCAGCUUACAACCCAUACACUGAACCAUCAAUGGAAAUAUUCAGCUACCACGAAGGACUCAAAAAAUGGGUAGAAGUUGGAAAUUCCGGAAUUUUCCGCCCCGAAAUGUUAUUACCAAUGGGCCUUCCGGAAGAUGUUAAUGUUAUCGCAUGGGGUUUGUCAUUAGAACGUCCGACAAUGAUAAAAUAUGGUAUAGAUAAUAUCAGGGAUUUGGUUGGCCAUAAAAUCAAUUUACAAAUGGUACAAGAUAACCCUGUCUGUAGAAUGGACUUUUGAUAAGUAAACAGCUUUGUGCAAUUAACUAUAUCACUAGACUGAACGAAUAUAGGAACCUUGUUUGAUAAAAGAUCGUUGGAGCCUGGGAUUCAGAUUGCUGCUUUGCCACCAUUCUACAACUUUAUUAGGUGUUGCUUUUCAGGAAUAGCACCUGACCUUUUAAAUUUUCUUCUACAAUGUUGUAUUUCUGUUUCCAUAUGUAAUUGUCUCUGUUUGAAAAUCAUAUGCCAAUGUUAAAGUUUUCGAAUGCUAUUUAAAUAGUCAACGGCUUUCAUAUGAAUAUUAUUCGUCUAGGUAUUACGGCAGACCAAGUAAAUAUAUAAGCUUAAUUUUGGCUUACCAAUUUGUCUGAUGUAAACAAUUAUUUGAAAUGCAACAAAAUUCACCACUCAAUAAGCAAAUAGCAGACAUACGGAUUUUGUGUAGAUCUGAUUUUGUGUAUUCUAUAUAUAAACAUCUUUCAACCAAGCAAAAUAAAAACAAUUCCCAAUUUUUCAAAUAGUAAUAUUUCAAAUCCUGAACCUCUUUGCAGCAGACAAUAAAGUUAUACAAAUGAUCAUAUUAUGUGUAUUUAAACCUGCUGCAAUCAUUUAUUUAUGAAAAAGUUUGAAACUUUGUAGAAGUCUUACUCAUUGUUGUGGUGAACUAAAAUAAAUGUUAUCAAAUCUA